This is a messenger RNA of Trypanosoma cruzi, 462 nucleotides long. RefSeq lists its product as uncharacterized. Gene Ontology annotation, cellular component: endoplasmic reticulum. Bases 1 to 462 code for a protein of 153 amino acids. NCBI's taxonomy places the organism in Eukaryota, Euglenozoa, Kinetoplastea, Trypanosomatida, Trypanosomatidae. Gene Ontology annotation, molecular function: protein disulfide isomerase activity. The record is from RefSeq and is a predicted model, not a curated record. Gene Ontology annotation, biological process: protein folding. The transcript has a single exon.
AUGCGUCUGACAGUUCCUCUUGUCGUUGUUUUUCUUCUUGUGUAUUUGUCGUAUUUUCACGUGCAUUUUUUUGCGGGUGUGGCGUAUGCGUCAAAUGUGGCAAAUGACGGGGAGCGUCCCAGCCGUGUGGUGGAGCUGACAGAUGAGACAUUUGACAGCAUCGUGAUGGAUCCGGAGAAGGACGUCUUUGUGCUGUACUACGUGCCGUGGUCGCGGCACAGCGUGGCGGCAAUGAGGCUCUGGGACGACCUUUCCAUGAGUCAGUCACAGAAACGCAACUACUUGACAUUUGUGGCUGCGAGAAUUGACGGUGAAAAGUACCCGGAUGUGAUUGAACGCAUGCGAGUGAGCGGCUUUCCCACGAUGCGGUACUACACACGGAUUGACAAGCAGGAGCCGUUUGAGUACAGCGGCCAACGAUAUCUCAGUCUUGUUGACAGUUUUGUUUUUCAGAACACAUGA